This is a messenger RNA of Protopolystoma xenopodis, 1359 nucleotides long. Lineage: Eukaryota; Metazoa; Platyhelminthes; Monogenea; Polystomatidea; Polystomatidae. The record is from the annotation of a GenBank genome assembly.
AUGCUUGUAUGGGGCAUUUUUGUGUUUGCGUGUGGGUUUGAAUACCUUUUCAAGUUGAUGUCCUCAAUCCUCCUACUACGGAGCCGACAAACUCGACGACAAACGGCCAGCUUUGCGUCCAGCCGACCGAUACCUCAGUCCGCGCAAGCUGUAGCAGAACACGACGCUUAUCGAGAGCACUACCGCUACCUGUGCGGUAAGGGGCUUAAUCAGACACAUCCACCUUCGCAGGGGGCACAAACUUGCUAUCAGGCUUCCAAUUAUCUGAGCCAUCAUUGUCAUCAUCAUCACCAAGUACAUAAGCCGCAGCCGCCACAGCUUCGGGGGGAGGCUCGUGAAUUUCAACCAUCUCAUUCGUGCGGACACAACAGCUUCGGCGAUAUUCAUCAGCACUUGCAUCCACCACAUCAGGCCAACCCAACCCAGCAUAGCCAUAAGCGUGGUGAAUCACUGCAUGCGAAAAAAACGCAGCAGCAGAAUCACCAAUAUGAUGGGCAGCGCCGCCACAAUCAGCAGCAUCGAACUCACCAGAGCCGACAGUAUGUAUCUUCAGCAUACCUUGAUCCGAGCCAGCAAAAUGGGUUUCUGCCUGGUUCAACAGGUGACGGCCCGUCGGCCGGGCAAGACGACCUUCCAAGCGGUAGCGAAGCGAAAGAAGAAGACGGAGUUCGGUCUCACUUGGUCUCUUCCACGCGUUAUCAAACCAGCCUGAAGUUACCCAUACCGCCUCCGUCACGGCAACCAACCCCAUCUUCCAAGAGGCUCCGUGCGACAACUAAAACCAUGGUAAUGGUCUCGACGACUGACUCGAGACGAAGGCCUCCGAUUCGCCGGCUCUUCCUUCGAGAUCCAGACUCCCAACUACAAAGAAGCUCACUACGGAAGAUUCCGAGCUCGAAUCACUUGAUACCCGUGUCCCUAACUAGAGUCCGAGAGGAUGAAUACCAGCCGCAUGGUGAAUUAAGCGCGCGUGCUCAUCGCCACCACCAUUGCCACCAUCGGCAAAAGCACUAUUAUCAUCAGUUACAACAGCAUCAUCCGUCACAGAAUCAUCAAGAAAAUCGAAAGCAGAACGCAAGUACGGCUGUCUCUGUUGGGCUCCGAGGAUCUAUGGGCAAAAACCACGCACUCACGACAGGCCGAAAAGACGACAAAGCGCUGAAAGUGCUGCGUUUCCUUACCGGCUGGAGAGCCAAUACGGGGCCAUCGGUAGCCGUAUCAAGCCAUGAGAAUACCUCAUCAUCAGACAAGCCACUAAAACAUUCCCUGACUGCCUGCAAGUGUUUGCUUUGUCCUCAAUGCCCUCCUUCAAGGCAGAGCGGAUCAGAACGACGAGAGCGAAAGACACUCGGGUUCCAG